AUGAUAUCUCUACCAUACACACCCAACCGGUGUCUCCUCCACACAUUUAACCGGCCGGUUAACACCCGCCGCCAUGACCAACGCAAAGAGAAGACGACGAUGUGUUUAUCAUCAUCAUCAUCACCGAAGACGACGACGAAGAGAGUGGUUCUCGUGAGGCACGGGCAAAGCACGUGGAACGAAGAGGGGAGGAUCCAAGGAAGCUCCGACUUCUCCGUCUUGACGAACAAAGGCGAGUCUCAAGCCGACAUUUCUCGUCAGAUGCUCCUUGAAGAUUCCUUCGAUGUCUGCUUCACCAGUCCAUUGAAGAGAUCAAAGAAAACAGCUGAGAUCAUAUGGGGAGAUCGAGAAGACGAGAUGAUAUUUGAUUAUGAGCUCAGAGAGAUUGAUCUUUACUCUUUUCAAGGUCUACUUAAGAAAGAAGGUAAAGAAAAAUUUGGUGAAGCCUUUAGGCAAUGGCAAGAAGAUCCGGCGAACUUUGUGAUAGACGGGCAUUAUCCUGUAAGAGAGUUAUGGUCACGUGCUCGAAGCUGCUGGACACGUGUUCUUGCUCAUGAGAGCGAGUCUGUUCUUGUUGUUGCUCAUAAUGCUGUUAACCAAGCUCUUUUGUCUACAGCUAUUGGUCUGGGAACAGAGUAUUUUAGGAGGUUGUUGCAGAGUAAUUGCGGUGUAAGUGUAUUGGAUUUUACACCAAGAGCUGAUGGUGGAUCUCCUCAUGUAUUACAAAUGCAGACACCUAGUUCCCCUCUAGCUGGUGGAAGUUCUGGUGGGAGGAAAGCUAGUAAGCAGAUCAUACUUGUCUGCCAUGGUCAGAGUGAUAAUGAGGCUAAUAGUACUAAUGAUCAGCCAAUGAACAUGCUUGGGGUAAUACAGUCUCAGAAAACAGCAGAGUUUCUUCUAGAUCGAAGGGUUACUUCAAUAGUUUGUAGCUCCACAACAGCCUCCACUGAGACUGCUGCAGUAAUAUCCCAGGUGCAAGAAGCUGCGGUUUCUUUGAGUGUAGAUAGUGUACCUCGCUAUGUGAAUACAAAACAAAUGAAUGAGCUUGACGUUAACGACAUUAUUCCCAAAUCAUCCAAUAAGGACAUCCAACCUGGUUGGAUAACUCAGUUGGAUGAAGAAACAGUUUCAGCUCUAUGGAACAGAACCGGGAAAGCCUGGGAGUCACUCUUAGACGAACUAUCGAACGAGGAUAACUCAAACACAGGAGAUGCAAUGGUGGUGGUUGGUUCCCCAAUGGCUCACAUAUCACUCUUAGCACAAUGCCUUAACCUCGAUAAAAAUGGUCUUGGUUUGUUCCACCUAGACGCAGGCAGCAUUAGCGUCAUAGAUUUUCCGGAUGGUCCUAGCGAAAGAGGAGUGAUCCGUUGCACAAACUACACUGCUCAUCUAGGAAGAUGGUCUGUCCCCAUCACAAGACCUGUCUAA
Eruca vesicaria subsp. sativa (arugula) is the source of this 1428-nucleotide messenger RNA. The record is from the annotation of a GenBank genome assembly. NCBI's taxonomy places the organism in Eukaryota, Viridiplantae, Streptophyta, Magnoliopsida, Brassicales, Brassicaceae.